Cottoperca gobio is the source of this 3801-nucleotide messenger RNA. RefSeq names its product reticulophagy regulator family member 2 (gene retreg2). The transcript is spliced from 10 exons. The record is from RefSeq and is a predicted model, not a curated record. The coding region runs from base 54 to 1802 and encodes 582 amino acids. Lineage: Eukaryota; Metazoa; Chordata; Actinopteri; Perciformes; Bovichtidae. Gene Ontology annotation, cellular component: membrane.
GGUCUUUCCAUAUACCCCGUGAUAUCCCAAACAACAUAACAAAGUGGGGGAACAUGGCGAGUGGAGAGGAGGCUAGAAGACACCCCUCGGUUACCUCCUCUUCGGUUGGUCUGGAGUCUCUGUUCCCUGCCGGGACUUCGGACGAGGUUUGCGGGGACGGAAACCCUGAGCUCGUCCGCCUGCGGGAGUGUCUCCAGGGUUGGCUAUCGCAGUAUGAGCCCCUACUGCUAUGGGUGCAGAGGCUGUUGGUCUGGGAGAGGCCGUUGUACAGCAUCUGUGUCGCCCUGACACUCAACACAUUAUUCUGGUUCCUGUCGUCCACCGCCCUGCGGCCUCUGUUCCUGUUGAGUGUGUCCCUGCUGGGACUGAUGCUACUGGAGAGAUGGAAGCCCAAGUUGCCCAUCAUUACUGUUCAACAUGCUCCCCCUGUACAAAGCGACUCAAUGAAUGUGGAGCAGCAUCUGCUCAGUAUACCUGAGCUCAGCCACCACCUGGCUGAAAGCUACCUGACCUACCGUCUGUACCUGCAGGAGACGCUGCAGUACAAACGACAGAACCAUGGCAAGUUCUGUGUGAUGAUGUGCAGUGGCUGUUUUGUACUUGCUGCGCUUGGACAUUAUGUACCAGGAAUCAUGAUCUCCUAUAUUAUUGUCCUGAGCGUGCUGUUGUGGCCGCUGGUGGUGUACCACGAACUGAUCCAGAGGAUGUACACGGGCUUGGAGCCGAUCCUGAUGAAACUGGACUACAGCAUGAAGGGAGAAACCGAGCACCGCAAGCACGACAAGAGGAAGGUGAAAAAGGAGGUCAAGGAUGGGGACGAGCCAAGAGCUGAAACGGAGAGUGAAAGUGAGGAGGAGCUGUCCUGUUUCGCCACGACGGUGGAUGUGAAGACCACAGCUCUGGCGAUGGCCAUCACAGACUCCGAGUUGUCAGAUGAGGAGGCAUCUAUCUUGGAGAGUGGCGGGUUCUCAGUGUCUCGAGCCACCACUCCUCAACUCACUGACGUCUCUGAAGACCAGAGUUUACACAGCGACCCAGAGGAGGCCUACCUGCGGGAUCUCCCUGAGUUCCCAUCAGUUGAGGAGUUCCCAUCCAUCGAACACAACCUGCUCCACUUCCCACUGCGAGGCCCCGGUCAGGGUGACGGAGCCCAGGCUGGUGCUCAAUCAGAGGGGGAACCGUUGAGCCCCGCCAGCCUCCUUAUCCAGCACCUAGCAUCUCCGCUCCACUUUGUGAACACACACUUCAACGGAUAUGGACGACCACCUGGGGGCGCGGAGGGCGUGUUGCCUGUGCCAGCCGCCGGGGAGGAAGCGGGGAGAGAAGGAAGAAGAGAAGAGAAGGAAGAUGCAGUAACCCAUGAAACACAACAGUCCUUGGAGGCCUUGAGCGAGGAGAUAGUGAGCACAGCCAUCUCCACUGUGGUGCAAAAUACUCUGUCAGCCCUGCUGCGCUCCAGCGAGGCCAGCGAGGAUCCCUCCCUGGCUGAGUUCCUUCCUACUGAAACCCCGCCAGACGCUCUGGAGACGUCCACCCCGCCCACCGACACCACUGCUAUCACUACAGUAGGAGGGCUGGCGGCCGACGAGGACCUGGAUGAGGCGACUACGACUGAAAGCGGCACCGUCGAGGAAAUGCCUGACGACACACUUGUUCCCACCGAGGAAGAGGACUUUGAGCUUCUGGACCAAAGUGAACUGGAGCAGUUUGAUGAAGGGCUGGACCUCAUCUCUGACAGACAGGCGGUGGGAGGAGCCUCAGGAGAGACACCUCCGUCUCCUCAGCAUCAAUCACAGUCAUAGCUUCCCUGUUGCCUGCCCCCAACUCUUUUGUUUUUAUUUGUACGUUAGACCUACAUUAUAUCAUACAUACUGCUAUAUACGAAACAUUUAUCAAAGAGUUUGGCGUUUAACACUGUUAGUUGCUGAUUUGUGUGGCAUAUGGUUGAGAUUACUCGGUGCGUUCUGCUUUCGGAGCCUCUCAUCACAAGGGUCUGUUCAGCCUCGGUUCAAUUUGCAGUAGAGUUUUUUUUUUUUGAGGCCGGAUAGCAUCAUGUUCAGGGCAGAACAGGCUUAGAUGAACAGUUAUAGAGACAUCACGACUGUCUGGUUGCAAAGCGUUUUAUAUCUAGGUUUGCUUGAUUAUCUAACAUUGAGAUUUGCUUGAUAAAUGAGCAAAUGUCUUCCUGCGUAGUGAGAAACCUGCCCAUGUUCAGUCUCAUGUCCAAACGAUGAGGCCUUUAUUUUCUACCUUGGCUAAGAACAUAACCAUUCCACCUCGUUUUCGUUCAGAUGUUUAUCUAGAUGGGGUUAUGAAGAGUUGAAAUGUUGGAUUAUAUAACUAAUAAUAUAUGCUAUAAAUUAUUUUAUUUAAGUCAGUCAAUGAAACUUUAUUGAUAAACUGAGGGGGAGUUUAAAAAUAAAUGUGAGCCCCUAAAUUGCCCAUAAUGAUUGUAUGAUAAUUGUUUUAAUGUUGACACCAUGGGUGUAAAAUGUAGUAGCGUAUUCCCAGAGUUAGACUUAGUAAAGCGAUAGUCUUCCCCUUUAUUCUCACCUCCAAAGUCUCCAAGGUUAGAUUUUUGACGGAAGCGUUCAGUCAUUAGUGGUCUUUCACUUGUUGCCUGGAAAUGGAAAAAUUAAUCUUUGACAUUGUUGGAUGUUGACAAGUAGUAGCUCUUUACCCGUACACAUAAGUGACUUUGUGGCAAGAUAAAAGAAAUGUUCCUGAAUUUCCUCUUGUGAUUAAUUUUAAUGAAUAGAAUUUAAUUUUGCACAUCUGUAAUUGGCCCAUAUGUAAGUGAAACAACUCUAUUGAAAGACACAAGCUUGUUGUCUAUACCCAACUAUUUGUUACAUGUAUAGACGUCACUGGGAUAUGUAUAUUUACCAAAUAACCUCCUUUGUGCCACGAGUCCAUGCAUGCCAUGCAUCACGCAUGUAUUUACCAUGAUCAAUAUUUGAGGUCAAUUUUCAAAGGAGUGUUACUUUGAUUGGAGCAGAGUUUGUUUGUUUUUGGAGCGACAUAAUGGUUUAAAACGUUCGACAUGACGCAAAGAGAUCUAGCACUAUGCUCGACCGCAUACAGAGGCCGGUUUUGCUUUUUGUAAACCACUCAGCAUCCAAAUCUCAGGGGUGGGUUGUACAAAUUGAAUAUAACAUUGCAGAAUAUGUGUCCAUUUCCCAACCUGUUGUAGUGCACUGUAUUUGUACUAACCUGCCCUUUAUUUUUCGGUCAAUGCCUCCUUGUGUAUAGUGUAGAAAUGCUAAUAAGGAACGUGUAUAUUCUGCAUGUAAAAACAGCGCUCUGUUCAAGUUCUCCUUGUCAACUGACAAAGUACUGCACAAUUUGUGAGGGAAAAAAAAAUCUAUUUGAAUGUUUCAGGUUAAAAGAGUCCAUUAAAUUCAGUUUGUUUAUUAUUUAAUUACCAACGAGGGGAAGGAAGGUUUUGAUGAGUCAUCCUUUUUGAAGUGUAAAGGAGUGGCAAGUAAUAACAUCAGAUGUAGAGAAGGAUAUUAACAGACUAGUUUGUGUAUGGUAGUAGUGAGUUUUAUGCUUAAAAUAUUGCUUCUUGAACUAUAAAAAAGGCACUUAUUGAACUGUACAAUUUUAAAAAAAGGAAUAUAUUUUCUAAUUUCUCCUUUUUCCAUAAAGUACUCAGUUUGAUCUUUUACAUCUAAAAAUAUAACGGCGGAGGACGAGUUUCACUUUUCAGCGGAAAAGAUUUAUUGUCAUUAAACUGGUAAAAUAAAACUGCAACACCACAUGUGGAAGUAUGAGAAUAAAAGAACAAACUGAAACAAC